AGACAGGCAGCUCAAACUGCUUUGGCACAUCUAGCUGUGGAGUGCGAGAUGAGAAAGUCAAUGCUCUUCCUUGGCUUUCUUGUUUUCCUUGGCCUGGCUCUGCCAGGCACCCAGGGAAAAAAAAUUCCCAGAUGUGAGAUGGUGAAGAUUCUACGUCAGAAUGGCUUUCAGGGCUUCGAGGGCACAACUGUUGCUGACUGGAUGUGCCUGGUGAAACAUGAGAGUGAUUAUAACACAAAAGCGUACAAUGACAAUGGUCCAAGCAGGGACUAUGGCAUCUUCCAGAUCAACAGCAAGUACUGGUGCAACGAUGGCAAGACCUCUGGAUCCAAGAAUGCCUGCAAAAUCAGUUGCUCAAAACUGCAAGAUGAUAAUCUUGGGGAUGAUAUUCGGUGUGCCAAGAAGAUUGCCCGCGAAGCUCAUGGCCUCAGUCCCUGGUAUGGCUGGAAAAACCAUUGCCGGGGCAAAGACCUGAGUUCCUUUGUCAGGGGCUGCUAAAUUGCUCCACGAGUGUCGAUUGUCUCCGCAGGAUCACCAGAGGUGGAGAAUGGAGAGGCCAGGGAAAUGCAUGGGUGUGGGGAAUUCAAAGCAGUAUAAGCCAGAUAAGACAGAGUGGGCACUGUCUAGUGCUAACUCUGGAGGCCUUCACACUGUUGCAACGCAAACAGAGAACUUUCAGCUCACAGCUUAAUAAAAACCGGUGUAGCAACAAGCCA
Molecule: messenger RNA, 716 nt
Organism: Taeniopygia guttata (zebra finch)
Lineage: Eukaryota; Metazoa; Chordata; Aves; Passeriformes; Estrildidae
Gene: LYZ
Product: lysozyme
Molecular function (GO): lysozyme activity
Source: RefSeq, marked provisional